Messenger RNA from Polypterus senegalus (gray bichir), 3140 nucleotides. RefSeq names its product protein tyrosine phosphatase receptor type C (gene ptprc). Gene Ontology annotation, molecular function: protein tyrosine phosphatase activity. Bases 33 to 2525 code for a protein of 830 amino acids. Gene Ontology annotation, biological process: positive regulation of peptidyl-tyrosine phosphorylation; protein dephosphorylation; negative regulation of protein kinase activity. The record is from RefSeq and is a predicted model, not a curated record. The transcript has 20 exons. NCBI's taxonomy places the organism in Eukaryota, Metazoa, Chordata, Cladistia, Polypteriformes, Polypteridae.
UUUUUCAUUUCCUUUUCACGUUAGAACCAGAAAUGGUCUCCAGUGUUAAGGCUCACAUUAUAGACAAAAAUUCAGUAAAUAUCACAUGUGAUAAUAAUACUAUGCAUGGAGAAAAGAGACGCUUCGAAUUAAUACUUGAUUCUCUAAAUCAAAGUAAUGAAAAAUGUUUGUUUCAAAGAAAGGACCUUUCCUACCUAACAACCUACGAUUUUCAGUUAAGAGUGUGCAAUAACAAACAUUGCAGUGAAUACGUUAAAGAAUCUUUCCAUACGGGAUAUAAUGAAAAAGCUUUAAUUGGAUUCCUGGCAUUCCUCAUUGUAUUGACAGCUUUAGCUUUGAUGUUUGUGCUCUACAAAAUAUACCUUCUUCAGAAGAAAAAUAAUGAUUCUGAUGAAUCUGUAGAGCUCAUUGGUAGACCUGAUGAUGAUAAACAGCUUCUCCAUGUGGACCCCAUUCCAGCAGAACUGUUACUGGAGACAUAUAAACGGAAGAUUGCAGAUGAAGGCAGACUUUUUCUUGCUGAAUUUCAGAGCAUUCCAAGAGUUUUUAGUAAAUUCCAGAUCAAAGAGGCCCGCAAAAGCUGCAACCAGAACAAAAACCGCUAUGUGGAUAUUCUGCCAUAUGAUCACAAUCGAGUACAGUUGUCCCCAAUAAAUGGAGAAGCAGGAUCUGAUUACAUCAAUGCCAGUUUCAUAGAUGGUUUCAAAGAACCAAGAAAGUACAUUGCUGCACAAGGUCCCAAGGAUGAAACUGUUGAUGAUUUUUGGAGAAUGAUUUGGGAGCAGCAGUCCUCUAUUAUCGUAAUGGUGACCCGCUGUGAAGAGCAGAACAGGAACAAAUGUGCCGAGUACUGGCCAUCCAUGGAAAGAGAAGCUGAAAUUUUUGGUGAUUUUGCUGUGAAAAUCACUGAUGAAAACAUAUGUCCUGAUUAUAUUAUCCGGAAGCUGACUGUGACAAACAAAAGGGAGAAAAAUUCAGAGAGAGCUGUGACCCACAUUCAGUUUACCAGCUGGCCAGAUCAUGGUGUGCCUGGAGAUCCCCACCUUCUUCUGAAGUUACGCCGGAGAGUUAACUCUUUUACCAAUAUCUUCAGUGGUCCCAUAGUAGUGCACUGCAGUGCUGGCGUUGGCAGAACAGGCACCUACAUUGGCAUUGAUGCCAUGAUGGAGGGCCUUGAAGCAGAAGGACGUGUCGAUGUUUAUGGCUAUGUGGUCAAACUUCGUCGUCAGCGUUGUCUCAUGGUUCAAGUUGAGGCCCAGUACAUCUUAAUUCACCAGGCACUCAUUGAGCACAACCAGUUUGGAGAAACUGAACUUCCUCUGUCAGAACUUCAUUCUUCACUGAGCAACUUAAGCAGAAGGGAGCCUUCAACAGAGCCUUCCCUGCUCGAAAUUGAAUUUCAGAGACUUCCAAAGUACAAAAAUUGGAGGUCACAAAAUAGCGGCAAUCAUGAAGACAAUGUGCCUAAAAGCCGUGACUCUAACGUGAUUCCAUAUGACUAUAAUAGAGUGCACAUUAAGAUCAAUGAGGAUAACAGCCAAGAGAGUGAACAAGAGGAAGACUCUGAUGAUUCCUCUGAUGAUGACAGUGAUGAUGAAACUGAAACCAAAUAUAUUAAUGCUUCAUUCAUAGAUGGUUACUGGAGCAAGAGAAGCCUCAUUGCAACUCAGGGACCCCUUCCUGAAACCACUGAAGAUUUCUGGCUGAUGGUCUUCCAGCGCAAAACAAAAAUCAUUGUGAUGCUUUCUGAACUCAAAGAGGGAGAAAAGGAAUUCUGCUCCAAAUACUGGAAUGAUGAAAUGACGACGUAUGGAAGUAUGCAAGUAAAAGAAACAGGAUGCAAUACAUUCCCUGGCUUCACAGUCCGUGCAAUUGAAGUUAGACACUCAAAGAGGAAAGAAAGUCGGGUAAUUUCUCAGUAUCAUUUUCACAAAUGGACUGGUCAGGAUCUUCCAGAGAAGCCAGAAGAGUUGGUUGACAUGAUAAGAAAAAUGAAAGAGAACACGCCAAAGAGCUGUGUUAAUGAGGACUCCAAGCAGAGUAGCAAUGGGCCAGUAGUAAUCCACUGCAAUGAUGGCGCAAGCAGGACAGGUGUGUUUUGUGCCCUGUGGAAUGUACUCGACUGUGCCAAUACAGAAAAAGUGAUUGAUAUUUUCCAGACUGCAAAAGCUUUGCGAAAAGAAAGGCCUGGAAUGCUGAUGUCCUUUGAACAGUACAGCUUUCUCUAUAAUAUAAUGGCUCAGACAUUCCCUGCUCCUCAGAAUGGAGAUAUUAAAGCAAGCCCUUGCAACACAGAGGACAAAAUUGAGGUGGUCAAUGAGCAAAAACAAGAAACAACCAAUUUAGAAGAAAAGCAAUCAAACCAAGAGUCUGCUUUAAAUCAAUCCAAUGCCCAUCCUACAGCUGUACCACCACCCAAGGAAGAAAAGGAAGCAAAGUCACAGAAUGAUGCUCCCAAAGAAGCCGAAAAGUCUUCGGCGGAAAACCCAGCCAAUGGCCCCACCGUAGCCUCAGAAGUUCAGUGAUCUGAAAAUUCAAAUUCAUGUGCACACACAGUGCGCUAGUAUGUUUGGGCUGCAAUUCUCUGAACAACUCUACCCUUGGAGCAGCCAGUAGCAGAUGCUGAGCGAGGGUGUGAAUGUAUUGUAAUCUGUGUGAUCUGUGCCAUCGUCCAGUUCCACUUACGAGCCACACAUCACAACUGGGAAGGGUUAGGUAUGGAAUGGCAUGGGACAUUUUCUUUCAGGUAACCUUUUUGCACUUCCCAAACGUGCUUCCUUUGUAACAAACUAUUUUUUUUUCCUGUUUUUGCACAUUUUAAAAGCUUUUCUUUCUAAAAAAAUAUCAAAGAAUAAUCAUGCUGACCAUCAUUGUUUUUUUAAUAUAAUGCCAUAUAAAAUAUUUUUCUGUGUGAUCCAUGAAAACACGAGUUUCAAAAAUUUGCAAAUCUUUAUGUGUGUUACAAAAUAAUUUUCGGUACUUAAUGUGAGUAACAAACUAUUUCUAGCAACAUUUCUGAGCAGUGUAUAUAUAGGUUUAAAUUUUCUAUAUGAAAAUUACAUUUUUUGUGUCAUGGUAUAUGAUAAAGUUGAAAAUUGCUUGAAUUGUAAAUUAUUGCAAAAUUAGAUUUGAAAAGCAGG